Strongylocentrotus purpuratus (purple sea urchin) is the source of this 7105-nucleotide messenger RNA. RefSeq lists its product as uncharacterized. Bases 740 to 1618 code for a protein of 292 amino acids. Lineage: Eukaryota; Metazoa; Echinodermata; Echinoidea; Camarodonta; Strongylocentrotidae. The record is from RefSeq and is a predicted model, not a curated record. The transcript is spliced from 2 exons.
UGUAGCUAUGAAUUAAAACUAUACCUGAUAGCUUAUGAAGAUUAAAUGUAUAUUUGAAGUUUUUCAUGGGAUAAUAUGUAAAAGAGUAACCCUAAAGCUUCAACAUGCAUAAGAUUUGACUAGCAUGCAGGACAUGUUUUCCUUGAAUAUUUGAAAGACCUUUUUUGUGUGCAAAAAUCAUGGCACAUUGCAUAAAAGCUUAAAGUCCUCUCCUGUUGUUAGCUUGGAUGAUGAAUGUCAAGUAAUAUAUAUCUCUUAAUAAUUCAUUUACUGGCAAACUGUGUUCUAUGUCCUAAUAUUAUACCUGUCCUUUUAGAUUGUGAUUUUGGUGUAAAAAAGGAUAUAUCAAUCUUGCAAAACUUACAACUUCACUUGCUCUGUUAAUGUCUGAAUAACAAUAACAUUCUGGAUUCACAUUAUAUAGUACCUACAUGUAUUACAUCUGCGAUGUCGCUAACUGCUUUACAGGUGAUCAUGAAACUGCAAACACCAGCAAAACCAGGCUUAGGGGAGAUAAAAAUAGGUCCAGAGGUCAGGUCUCUAGCCUUUUAUUGGUGUGACAUGACCUGGGUUCAAGUAUACUUGUGUCUUUUGAAUUCUGACUAUCAAGGUUUCCACAAAUGAAGAAAAAAAGUGAAAAAAAUGUAUUGUACACCUAUGACAUUUUACAGUAUGGCCAACCUUUAUCUAAAGGUUUGUACUUUCCAAGAAACCACUCACCUGGAUCACGAUUUUCACGAUGUUAACCUCAUUUCUUUCUUUCUUUCUCCUUCCUUACCUUUGCUCCCUCAGGGCCAAAUCAGGAGGGGGUCCCUCAGCCACUGGCUCCACCCAGCAGGCCCCACCCCAGGGUCAUCAAGGCCCCAAGGACCCCCAGCAAGGCGCAAGGUCAAAGGGUCAAUCAGACAGCCAUCAUCAUGGAGAGAAAGGGAGCAUGCCACAAUCUAUCCUUUCAAAGUCCCGUGAUGCCCGAGAAACCCCUGUCAAGUACCAAGAAUCACCGGUAGAGGAAGCUCAAGAAGCCCUCUCCCUUUCAGCCUUUGGGGCCACCAGUCAUCCAGACGGCAGCUCCCCUUUCAGUGGGAGUGGUUCAUCACACAAACAAGCAGCAGCACUUCCUCCCACACUUGCACCGUCAAAGGCACCGGCGGUGUCCCUCAUCCAAGGCGAGAGACCAGCGGUGGCGGGUGGGUCACCGAAGAUCAUCCCUCCCGCGUCGACGGAGAGGGUGCGCAACUUGACCAAUCCCAGCUCGGAUCUGGAAACGAGCAACCAGUCCUCCGCCAGCAGCUCCAUCCCGUUCGCCUACGACACCAAAGCGCCGGCGCAGGUCGGCAUCAAUCCGGUGUCGGCGUCGCCGUGUUCCGGUGGCAGCAUGGAGAAGUCAGUGACGGAGAGCGCCUCCGAUCAGCUGAGGAAGCUGAGCAGCUCCUGGAAAGACGAGGCAAGCCGCGAGAAACCCGGCAUGGAGAUGAGGACAAUGCAGCAUCAUAGGGAGAUGGAUGAUGAUGAUAGUUGCCAUGACGACAGGGAUGAUGCUAGUCUAGAUAGUGGGAGCAGUGUGGAUGGGGGCUCUCAGAGAACUAGACAUGGUAGUGGCACUGUACAUACCCUGUGAUAACUUUAUUCCAUCCAUUAAAUGUAUACCUAAUAGAUUAAACUUGAUUUGUGCAAAGAUGGGCUCUUUGCUAGGUAUCAUGAAUUAUGUAUGAUACCGAAACAUUUCCUUGAUAUGGAAUAAAAUUCUAAAUUCAUUCAAGAGGGGCAAUAAUAGAGUAAAUGAUUAGGAAAAUAUUAAUAAAGAUGAUGUUUUAGUUAUGAUGAUGAUUAUCAUAACAAUUAAUGAAUAUUUUGAAUUAUAUGAUGUGAUCUGUUUAUGUUCAAUUCAUCACAUACACUUAGUUUGUAAAACUUUUUGAAUGGUUAUUCUGUUUAUAAGUGAAUUUGAUUUAAAAAUUAAUAUUUAAUUCAUUGUUUCAAGUGUUGUGAUAAAGCUUAUAUGACAAACUAGCUCUCACAUUAUCACAUAUUUUAUCUCAACACAUAGAAAUACAUGAUGAAGUUAUUAGAAGAAUAAUAAAUAGUAAUAUCAUUUCACUGAGUAUGAACACUCAUGAAUUUCCAAACUUAUCGCAAUUGUCAGAGUGCUUCAAGAUAAAUGUGGCAUCGUAUCAUUGUGCCUCACGCAUCUUAUUUUCACAGAAUAUUUUCUUGUUCUUCUAACACCGUUAAAUGUAGUUAUUGCUGUAUUUCUUCUCUUUACUAUUAAUGGAAGAUACUCAUUCAAUGAAUGAAUGAAUCUACAUUGUUUUCUGCAUAUUUGCUAAAAGUAAAUAAACAGGGUACGAACAAGUAUUACUUCAUUAAAACAUGUAAUUAAGCAUAUCCAUGAGAUUCAUGGGAUUUAUAAAUUAAGAAGAGUUAUCCAAACAAACAGAGCCAUGAAAAAUGAUCAUGUAUGAAUUUAGAAUUUCAUGGUGCAAGGUUGCUUGAUACUCUUGGCUCUAAAAAUGUAUCUAUUCUUCACGCAGCAUAUGACUCCCUUGGUGGUUCUAACAACAUUCAUAGACAUUUGGGGUGUUUUUAUGGCUGAUUUCUUGAUAAAAAUGACUAUUUUAAUCUUUCCCUAGUGUGGUUCUUUUAUGGCUUGGCAUAAAUCUAGGUGACUCAACUUCCAUCCAUUGUCGCAGAUUUGUAACAAAAUGUUUUGUCUUUGGCUUUACACCUGUAACAAGAAAUUUACUGUGAUUAAGAGAGGGAUUAAAAGUACACCUCUGAGACAACAAUAUACCGGUCUCUUCCCAUUAUAUUAAGAUCUCCUGGUGAAUUGGAAGAAUGCUUCAAUGGGUCAUUUUCAGGGAAGAGCAUCGUUAUCAACGAGUGUGUCCUUUGAUGACACAAACCACCCUGGAAUGGGGCACCACCAUUGUCAAGGUGGAGUCAUGCAGGACCAAAUUCAGGGAAAGAGGGGGGUCAUUAAGGGGUGAAGCGAUGGCACUGGCUGGAACAGAGGGAUGGCGGGAAGAUCGGGGGGAGGGGGGGAGGAGUUUUUAAACAUUUCAAUGUUCUUUGUUUGCUCAAUGUAUUUUGUUUGAAUUUCAUUGAUUUAUUCUCCCUGACUGUUAAUACCAGCUUUCUAUGUAUCUACGUGUCUGUUACCUAUCUCUUGGUCCAGGUGUCCUAUAUCCUUUCACACUCUUUCAGUCAGUGGCCAUUAAUUUCUUUCCAACUGGUUCUAGAACUUUCAUUUGAUUGGAUCUAGUCCCUUCUUUUGUACAACCAGAAACUUUCAUCCCGUGAAACUUUUGUAAAAUUACAACACUAUAAAUGAGUGUUCUGGCAGUAGUUGAUCCCAUUGAUUCGAAGCCUGAAACUUCAUUAAUCUUAAUUAUUACCAGUCAUAAAAUUCCAGGAUAUUUCUGGUUUUCGGGUACCAUGCCCAUACCAGGUAGACAUAUUCUUGAAGAAACCUGGAUAUUUCCUCAGUCAUUUGGCCCAAGUAUUUAGACUUCCUCCCUUUUUACCAAUUCCAGCCAAUUGCUUGUUGCAAUCUUUCUAUAUGUAAUUCUUCUCACUUUCUUUAGAUGAAAUUCUUCCCAUCAUAUUCUCAUUAAUCAUCUCUAGAUACUUAGUGAGUAUACCUUCCUAAGUUUGGUUUCAGCUCAUCAGUUUACAUUUUUUCUUUCAUUGGGUUAAGAAACCAACAAUUUCAAGUUCAACUUAAUCAAAGGGGAUUGAGGAGAAGGUGAAUCAUUUGAGAUAGUCAUUCUGCUUUUUGUCGGUGCUAUCAAAUGUCCGCGAAACUUGGAAGUAUUUUCUCCAGAAUCAAUGGUCCAGUGCGGUUAAAAGGUGAAGGAACACACCAUGCCUUUGUUUGCUUUAUAUAUUUGUAAAGAAACAACCUCAAAUCACAGGCUUAAGUGGCUUGUGAAUUACAGUUAAGAAAGGAAGUAUUUAGAGCAUAUCCCUUAAUCUCUAAAGUGAUGUGUUUCUUGUAUUUUGUGAAUUAGCCUUCAAAUAGCCUGAAGGUAAGAAUGGCUUUAUCAAAGUUCAUGGAGCAAUCACUGGGAAGUGGUUUUGGGGAGAAAUUCAAAAGAGGGGUUUGGUUCAAAUUCAAAAGGCACUUGAGAGCUGAGGAAAGGGGAAGACUGUGCAAAAUAGCUUUUGUUUGACCAGAUUCAAGUUCUAGGAAAAGGAGGGUUCAUGCAUGGGUCGAGCAGGAGGGGGGGGGGGCAGAAUGGACCAUUAGUUCUGCCCUUGAUGUCUUCAUAAAAAGUGAGAAUUUGUGAUUGGUCUCUCGCUUGUCGGUAACCACUUGAACUUUGGAGAUUUCAGAGAAGACUGGGGUAAAUGUUGGGCUUAGGAAAGAGGGCGAUAACAUGAAUAUCACCCCCUUUGCCUGCGGGGUGUUAAUUGGUAGAAGGAGGAAGGGGGUAAGAAAUGCACCCUGUUUUCCACCUAAAAAGGGGAAAGGGGAUCUUUGUGGUGUUUUCUGCCAAAAUACUUUCACUGCCGACAUGAUAUCCAUCCAUGAAGUCUGAUUUAUUAACAGUGAUCGGUUGUAGCUGUCCUUCAAAUAAACUCUAUCUUUCAAUGAAUGCAUACAUUGUACAGGCUAAGCACUGGGAAAGACCUUGUCUGCACCGAGCUUGCCCCCACAAUGCACCACCUGCCAUAAGCAAAUCAGCACUUUGUAAAGCAAGAAAUCAAUAAUUUUUGUAUUACCAGGUCAAAAGGAGGUCACUGGAAUUUGGGGGUUUCAUAUAACUUUUAACGGGGGUCCACACACACACACAAAAGUUGACUUAAUGCUUCAUAAAGUCAUUUCAUAUAACAGGAAUCAACAAUAUGUUAUUACUCGAUAUUCAAUUUCAUUGGAAAAGAGAGGAAAUGCUCUCAUAUCAUGUGAUUCAAGAAGGAGAUUUACAUGGGAAAAACUUUUGGUUUUGAUAUUGAUUAAUUGGAAAUCAGACAUUAAAUCAUUCUUGUUAAUGAUGGAGAAAUAAUACUUUCAUAUCAUUUGAUUACUCAAGGAGCUUUGCAUAAAAUAAAUACUUUUGGUUUCAAUUAGAGUGCAAUAACUUCAUGAUAAUUUAUCAGAGUAGUUAGUGAUAUAAAUAUAAUAUAGGAUUGAGGUCAAACCACCUUUAUUAAAAGUUUGAGCCUCCUUUGUUACAAAUUUAGAUUUCUUUUACAAAGCCUGAUAAAAGAUAAUGACACCUUUCCAAUAUGGGAAAGAGAUGUAAUAAUCAAACCCCUUCCUGCAUAUUGUUCAACUGGUAUUGCUUGGGAAAGCCCUAUAAUUACAGUAAAGGUCCAUUGAUUUUUAAUAAUGGGGUCAGAAUAUAUGCCUGAAUUAAUGCAGAAAGAAAAAAUUCCAAAACUUUGUUCAUUAUCACCUAAUUGAGCUGAAUUUACAUUUCAUGGAAAUCGAGAGUUCAUUUUAGGGCCAUGGUGGUUUCGGGAGCUACAGGAAGAAGAGGGGUGAGAAAUCGUACCCCUGUUCACCCGACAGGGGGGCAAGGGCAGCUGGCCUUCGUUUGUGGCCGCCCUAUGGGUGUAGCUGGCGUAUAAUUACUUCCAUUCAUCAAACUAAAACUGUUGGGCGGGAAGAUGGUCCCAGUAAUUAUUCAAAAUGAGGUUUGUGUCUUUCUCCUGGUAGAAACCCUAAUGGACGCUAUUCAUCUUUGUUGAAAUUGAAUGUUAGGAGAACAUAUGUUCUGGUGGUUGAAGGGAUUAUCAUGAAUGAUGACAACCGUAUGUAAUCCAUCAAAUAUCUGACUGUCAUGCCUACAGAUGUGAACAUGUGCAGUUUAAGCAUUCUUUUAUCCCUGUGACAUGUAUUAUCCCUUUUGACUGCCAAAGUGAAUGUAGUUUAUAUCUUUUGCUCAGAGCCUGAAAAGCAUUUAUAAACUUUAGAGCUGCUUGGAGCAUGCUUCUGGUCCAUAAUGGUACCAAUUAAUUUCACUCCUGCCUCAUAAUUAUACAAAUGUUCAUUUCAUUUACCCCUUUCUGGUAUACAUGCUUGAAUAUGAUAUACAUGUAUGAAUAUGUACUUACAUGUAUAUUCAAAACGAAACAUAUUUUCCAGAAUGUUUUGGGAAGUAUACUGAUAUAUAGUUUCUUGUUCCCUGUUCCGGCCUCUGCAAUUGAUAAAAUGGCUACCCCCUCAACGAAAAAAGGGUAAUAAAAAGGUGAUUGGAAUAGGUGAUAGUGUCAGAGAAGCCAAAUGUUCGCGUGGAAAUGGUUGCGUGAUUAAUCGGAAAAGUAUGCGCCAUGAUAACAAUAGGACUGAGAACCAGGUGUUUGCGAAAUUCCCUUUACUUUAUCUCAAAAUACCAUUGAUCAUAGCCACAUCCAUGAGCAUUUUUAUGCUUGGAUAUUCAUUUCAAUAUGUAGGUUGUAGAGAGCCACUACAUUUUCAAAUUUUUAUUAGUUCCGCUGUCUUUCAAAGAAUUAGCAAAGGCUAUAUUAAAGUAUGCUAACUAUUGAGUUUGAGAUAUCAAGUUUUUGUAUCAUUCGGCUUUGUACUUAUGAAAUAGUAAUUUCCUCAACAAUUAAAAUACUGAGUAUUGAGCCACUAGAAUACUGAAAUAUUCUGGUGCAAGUAGGCAGCUCUGGUGGUAUGCUGGUGUCUCAGCCCAAAAAGACACAGGGAUAUAGUUAGUGAAUGAGGGGUAUAACAACAACCCCCCCCCCCCCCCCCACCCUCUUCCCUCAUUCAAAAUUUCUAUUAGCGUAUUCAAAAUGUUAACACAUUGUCAGCAAUUGCAAAAGUUCAUAGUAUUAGACAAGCAAGUUUUCUACCCUGUCUAUAAUUCUAAAAAUGUAAUUGUUGCUCAUUACCAUUGGAAAAUUUGGGCUGAAAAUGUGAGAAAAUAUGGUCAGACAAUGCCCACCCCCCAAAUUUAAAAAAAAAUUAAAUAAUAAUUUAAGGAUGCACUUGAACAGGAAGGGAAACCACAAAACAGUGAUAUUCAACUUUGACACUUUAAAGUUCAAAAAUACCAAGUCGCUUCGAAACUAUGUUGAUAGUGUAGCACCAUACGCUUUAUGCCAUAAAAGUACCUCCCAGUUCGGGUGAAUGCCCCUCCCCCCCCCCCCC